CUUGUCGAUGCGCAAUGUCAAUGGCCAUAUCAAUUUCGUCUGGCCUUCCUACUCUAGCACAUAACACAUGCUCCCACACCUCUUCCGCGUCAUCCAUCUCGACGUCCAUCAACGUCGACUCUCAAGUCCGCGCACAAUCUGUCAAUCCCAUCGGCCGUAGUAGUCACUGCGUGGAGGCCACGGGAUCCCUGUGCUGCCAAUGGCUUGCGACUCGGCGAUUGGUCGAUGGCAGUCAAAGGAGGCGAGCUCUUUAGAGGCCUUGGAUUCUUUGAAAUGAUGAUCAGCGGGACCCAACCACUUCUCGAUGGUGGUCGCCCUCAGUUGUUGCAUAUCAGGUGGGGUCACCACGCGGGAAGACGAGCACGUGAAUUGCGGUCCAAGCGAGCAGCGUCACUGGGCUGGCUCCGCGGGUGUGUGAAUGGAGGUCGGCGCUGUUGGGGCGAUUGCAUGGCCCUUGGAGAGCACGGCAGCGACCGUAACCUCAAUUUGCUGAGGGAAAGUACCGGAUCCGGCUCGGUUUGACAUUAAUUCCUGGCGGACCUUCUUUCUGGCGUUUCGUCUGCGUCAUCUCGGGCUGCAGAUCCCUUCUCGUGUCUUCAUAUGUCAUGCGGUCCCUCCCGCCUGAGCACGGGUCGCAUAUAUCACGCCCCAAUGGACGGCUCGUGUCUGCAUCCAGAUGUACCACGACGUUGCCAUGUGAAUGGACGGCAAUCUCGGACCAAACGAGCUUCUUCCCACCAUUCCACAGAGUCCUACUCGGGACCAUCGGUCCAAAGGUGUCGUCAUCGCCUGGUCUAUUCGUAAAUUCGACGCAGACCUGUGAUCCUCUGCGCAUUUAUCCCAUUUCGACGACAACACAUGAUACGGUGGCGAUUUCAGGUGCAAGUGACCCUGCACUGUGCCGCUGCGGCACAGCGGGUUUGCUGGAUAUUGCAGCCGCUUGCAGCGUUGCCGGCCGGAGUUCUUCUCGCCACACCAACAUUCUCCUACAUUGCUUCUUCGCAUGUUCCCGUUUCGUCUGUCUGGGGCGAGCCCUUGAUAAGGGGGAUCAGCGCGCGGUGUGAGAGGUGUUCAAGGACUUGCCACUAUGUUUUCGACGGUCUUGUUCACCGCUGGCCUUGCCCUCGGGUUGCUGAGGGGGGCUCAGUCUCUGGGCUCGUCGUGCAGCACUCCUCUCGGUAGUGGAACGGCCGGACCAUCAAACGCAUUCUGGCUGCAAGACAUCAAGCACCAAGGCACCGCUGCGUACAACGCGAAUCCAUCUACAUAUCCUGUCUUCCGCAACGUCAGGGACUAUGGGGCCAUCGGGGACGGUGUUCACGAUGACACAGCAGCCAUCAAUGCCGCUAUCACAGCUGGAGGAAGAUGCGGUCAGGGUUGCAACUCGAGCACUGUGUCUCCUGCGGUGGUCUUCUUCCCCAAGGGAACGUAUCUGAUCUCAAACUCCAUCAUCCCUUACUACUAUACACAACUCAUUGGAGAUGCGAUCGAGCCCCCUACGUUGCUUGCUGCUGCGUCGUUUUCUGAUCUUGCUGUCAUUGACGCCGAUCCGUAUAUCCCCGGAGGCGGAGGAGCCCAGUACUAUGUCAACCAGAACAACUUCUUCCGUUCUGUGCGCAACUUUGUGAUCGAUGUUACGCGCGUUCCCCCGACUGUGGCACAAGGCACCGGCAUCCACUGGCAAGUCUCCCAGUCGACGUCGCUGAUGAACAUCGUCAUCAAUAUGUCAAACGCCCCGAAUACGGCGCACCAGGGAAUCUGGAUGGAGAACGGCAGCGGUGGGUUCAUGGGCGACUUGGUCUUCAACGGCGGAAAGUACGGCAUGUGGGUCGGGAACCAGCAAUUCACGGUUCGUAAUGUCACGUUCAACGGCGCUCAGACUGCGGUUUUCGGGGCUUGGAACUGGGGCUGGACGUUCCAAACAGUCACGAUCUCCAACUGCCAAGUCGGCUUCGAUCUGUCCACCGGCGGUGGCAACACAAUCCAGACCGUCGGCGCCGAGGCCAUCCUCGAUGUUGUGGCUACCAACACCCCGGUAUUCCUGCGCACUUCGACGCCCAGCCAGGGCACUGUGAUCGGCGCUGGGUCGCUCGCCUUGAACAACAUCAAGCUCACGAACGUUCCCACGGCUGUCGGCGUCGUUGGGGGCGCGGUCGUUUUGGCCGGAAGCACAGGCUCGAUGACGAUCGAUUCCUGGGGACAGGGCAACGUCUACCACGGAACGAAUGGGGCUGGGACCUUCACCCAGGGCAGCAUUGCUGCUCCGUCGAAGGCGGCCGCCUUGCUGGACAGUGCUGGGCGCAUCUUCGGACGCGGGCAUCCGCAGUAUGCUAGCUAUGUUGUGUCCCAAUUCGUCAGUGUGAAGGAUCACGGGGCCAAGGGCGACGGAGCUACAGACGACACGGCGGCGCUGCAGGCUGUCUUCAACACAUACGCUGGCUGCAAGAUCAUAUUCUUCGACGCCGGCACUUACAUCGUGACCUCGACACUGCGCAUUCCAGCGGGAUCUCAGAUCGUCGGGGAGGCAUGGUCGGUUAUCGCCGGAAAGGGAUCGGCGUUCAGUGAUGUGAACAACCCCCAAGUCGUCGUACAAGUGGGUGCUCCCGGGUCUUCUGGGAUCAUGGAGAUCACCGACAUCAUCUUCACCACCGUUGGACCAACACCGGGGGCAAUCGUUGUCGAAUGGAAUGUCCACGAGUCAACUCAAGGAAGCACUGGAAUGUGGGACUCGCACAUUCGGUUGGGAGGAGCCGCCGGGACUGAGCUUGAACUGGCUCAAUGCCCUUCGAACGGUAGCGGCGGAAUCUCGAAUUGCUACGCUGCGUUCUUAGCGCUGCAUCUGACCACGGGCUCGACGGCGUACCUCGAGGGAACUUGGGUUUGGUUGGCGGACCAUGACGUUGACGGUGAUGGAUUCUCUCAGCUGUCGCUCUACAGUGGCCGCGGUGUUCUGUCUGAGUCGGCAGGCCCUGUAUGGAUGAUCGGGGUUGCUGCUGAGCAUCAUACGCUCUACCAAUUCAACCUCGUGGGGGCGAAGGACCAUUACAUCGGAUUGAUACAAACGGAAACGCCGUACUACCAACCGAACCCGGUCGUCCCGGGACCGUUUGCGAUCAACAGCGCAUUCCACGAUCCGUCCUUCACCUCCACAUCUUCGGCCUGGGCGCUCGUCGUGUCAGGCUCGUCGAAUAUCUUCAUAUUCGGCGCUGGGUUCUACAGCUUCUACAACAGCUACUCCCAAACGUGUCUCAACUCGGUCAAUUGCCAGAACCAGCUGGUGAACAUCGAUUCCGCAUCCUCUGUCAGCGUCUACUCUCUGUCGACCGUCGGGGCGGUGUUCCAGCUCAGUGCCCAAGAAGCGCGCUGCGCCGCGCUGAAAGCCGAGAUCGCGAGCCUCGAAGCCGAGUUGGGAGCGAGUGCAGACGCGGAAGCCAUUGUCAAGAACCAUAUACGGCUGCUGCAUCGGUACAACGAGGCGAAGGACGCGACUCAGAUUCUUAUUGGACGGCUGGCUGCUUUGAGACAGUCGACCAUCAGGCAGAUUCACGAGGACUUGGAUCUGCGCGACAGCGACUAGGGGCUUGGCACACUUCUGAGUCUCAAACCUCUUUUUGAUACGGAUGUAUGCGCGUUUCUCAUGAUUUUUGACCCCAAAUAUGACGCUCGA
Molecule: messenger RNA, 3667 nt
Organism: Mycena citricolor
Lineage: Eukaryota; Fungi; Basidiomycota; Agaricomycetes; Agaricales; Mycenaceae
Source: the annotation of a GenBank genome assembly